Molecule: messenger RNA, 630 nt
Organism: Striga asiatica
Lineage: Eukaryota; Viridiplantae; Streptophyta; Magnoliopsida; Lamiales; Orobanchaceae
Source: the annotation of a GenBank genome assembly
AUGGCAGAACUAUCGCCGGACAUGUCCACCGUCCACCGCCCUUCUCCGCCGCCCUUCCUCCGCCUCACCGGGACCCCGUCGUUCAACCCGACCCGCAUCGGAGACCCGCUCGAGCUCCACGAGAGCGACGUCGUCUGGUCUUUCGCCGCCUCCCCUGCCCCGCACCCCCGCCCGGCCCCCGACGGCGACCGCCGCCGCUUCAAUCCGUCGAGAUCCGGACUCUCCGCUCUCCUCUGCGACGAGGGCCACCGCCUCGUCGGCCGGAAAUCGACCCCCAGGGUGAUUCCCCAGGAGGCGCGGCGCGAGGAGGCUCCGGCGAAGCUCCGCCAAUCGGCGCCCGUGAACAUCCCGGCGUGGACGAGGGAUCCGAAGAGGCUCGACUGGACGGUGGAGGACGACAGCGGCGGCGGGGAGGAGGAGGAGGAGAAGGAGAUGGUGCCGCCGCACGUGAUCGUGGCCAGGUCGCACGUGACCUUCUCGGUGUUCGAGGGCGCCGGGAGGACGCUUAAGGGCCGGGAUUUGCGCCGGGUGAGGAACGCCGUGCUGCAGAAAACAGUUGAUGAUGACCGCCGAUAUUUCAAGCAGCAGGAGAUCACAAUGUAUCGGCAUCAUCCUGAUUCACUUUUGCAA